AUGUCGGCCACCAAAGCAAAGGUUUUGAAGAUAAUCAGUGAGAAUGGAGUGGUUGUCUUUUCCAAAGCUUCAUGUCCGUACUGCACUGCUUCGAAAAAGAAGCUCAAAGACAUGGGUGCCAUUUUCAUCGUCCAGGAAUUAGAUAAGCUUAAGGAUGGUAAAGCCAUGCAAGCUGCUCUGCAGGAAAUCUCCAACCAACGGACUGUUCCCAACAUCUUCAUCAAGCAGAAGCAUAUCGGCGGAAAUUCAGAUCUUCAAGGAAAAUCGACCAAUGAGUUAAGGAAAUUGCUGAAAGAUGCCGGGGCUAUUUCAGCAUGA
Messenger RNA from Penicillium longicatenatum, 318 nucleotides. RefSeq names its product glutaredoxin. The transcript has 3 exons. The coding region runs from base 1 to 318 and encodes 105 amino acids. Gene Ontology annotation, molecular function: glutathione disulfide oxidoreductase activity. The record is from RefSeq and is a predicted model, not a curated record. Gene Ontology annotation, biological process: cellular response to oxidative stress. Lineage: Eukaryota; Fungi; Ascomycota; Eurotiomycetes; Eurotiales; Aspergillaceae. Gene Ontology annotation, cellular component: nucleus; cytoplasm.